Heteronotia binoei (common prickly gecko) is the source of this 822-nucleotide messenger RNA. RefSeq names its product glutathione S-transferase-like. The transcript is spliced from 6 exons. The coding region runs from base 25 to 693 and encodes 222 amino acids. Gene Ontology annotation, biological process: xenobiotic metabolic process; glutathione metabolic process. The record is from RefSeq and is a predicted model, not a curated record. Lineage: Eukaryota; Metazoa; Chordata; Lepidosauria; Squamata; Gekkonidae. Gene Ontology annotation, molecular function: glutathione transferase activity.
AACAGACAAAAGCAAACUUGGAAGAUGGCUGGGAAACCCAAACUACAUUAUUUCAAUGGAAGAGGGAGAAUGGAGUCUAUCCGCUGGCUACUUGCAGCAGCUGGAAUUGAGUUUGAAGAAGUGUUCCUAGAAACAAAGGAAGACUUUGAGAAAUUAUGCAACGAUGGAGCCCUGCUUUUUCACCAAUUGCCCAUGGUGGAAAUUGAUGGGAUGAAGAUAGUGCAGACACGAGCCAUUCUCAGCUACAUAGCAGCAAAACACAACCUCUAUGGGAAGGACCGGAAUGAAAAGACACUGAUUGACAUAUAUGUGGAAGGAACAAUUGAUCUGAUGGGGAUGAUUAUAUCUCUCAUGUUUCAAACCACUGAGGGAAAAGCAAAGCAAAUUGCUCUAAUCAUUGACCAGGCUACAACCAGAUACUUCCCAGCUUAUGAAAAGGUUUUAAAAGACCAUGGACAAGAUUUCCUUGUCGGUAACCGGCUUAGCUGGGCAGAUGUACAUCUGUUUGAAACCAUUCUGAUGACGGAGGAGUUGAAGUCUGAUGUUCUUUCCAAAUUCCCCCAGCUACAGGCCUUCAAAACAAGAAUGAGCAAUAUUCCCACCAUUAAGAAAUUCUUGCAGCCUGGCAGUCAGAGAAAGCCCCCUCCAGAUGAUGAGCUUGUUGCAAAGAUCAGGAAAAUGUUCAACAUGUGACAAUGCCUGCAAUGAAGCGGACUACAAAUUACUAGGGUAUAGUUAUGUGAUUUCUACUUUUUCCGUACAUGCACCAUUAACUGUGUGGCCUUUGCUUGCAAUAUUUUGGUAUAUAACAAUAACUCCUUU